GCAGGGAGGCAGGGGAGACGAGAGCUUGCGCAAGGUCCCAGCACGCAUCUCGUUCCAGUGAGAAACAUGGCGUCCGCCUUGCUGUUACUGUCGUUUCCGUGCCCCGCGCGUCCCGCACCGCUCCGGAGGUGCUGGGAGCUGCUGCAGCAACUGCAACAGAGCUGGAACGGGCUUGCCAGUCCUCAGUGGGCACCAGCAUUAGCAGUCCAGGGUCCACCCAUACUCACAGAACUAGAACAUCAUACCAGUGGAAAUAAAGAGGAGUCCAGCUUUUUAGAUAGUAUCUUUUGGAUGGCAGCCCCCAAAAACAGACGCACCAUUGAAGUUAACCGGUGUAGGAGAAGAAACCCCCGGAAGCUUAUUGCAAUUAAGAACAAUAUAGACAUUUGCCCUGAAUGUGGUCACAUGAAGCAGAAACAUGUCCUUUGUGGCUAUUGCUAUGAGAAAGUACGCAAGGAAACAACAAAAAUCCGACAGCAAAUAUGGGCUCAAGAAGGGGGCCCCUUUAAAGCUCCCACCGUCGAGACUGUGGUACUGUACACAGGAGAGAAACCAUCAGAGCAAGAUCAGGGCAAGAGGAUUGUUGAACGAAACAUGAAGAGGCCAUCUUGGUUCACCCAGAAUUGACACUGAAGAAGUUAAAAGAAUGAGUUCAUAGUAAGGAAGGUUCCAUAGUAAGUCUCUCAAAUCAGGGGUCUUUGUUUUCAUAUCAUCAGUGUGUUUUAAAAUGGACUUUAGUAGCUGUUAGUUUUAAAUGAGGUAAUUUGAAAAGUGUAUCUUUAAUAAACUCAAUAUGUUUAUGCAAAGGCUCAGUAGAUUAAUAUGUGUGUUCCUGUAAUGCUGUUGGGUUUUAAUUAAACCUAAAAUUUCCAGACCAAAACAAAAAGUAAUUUAAUAAAAUUCAUAGCAGGUUAUAUAGUCUGUUUGAAUUCUUGCAGAUUUUUUUAAAUGAUAGUUGUGUCAAUAAGAAAAGGUUGUAGGCCAGGCAUAUGGCACACUUCUUUUAUCCCAGCAUUCAGGAGUAGAAGCAGGAGGAUCUCAAGUUCCAGGCCAUCCAGGGCUAUAGAGUGAGACUCUGUCUCAAAAAAGGAAAGAGAGAGACUUUCUUCUUUGUUGUUGUUUUAGCAAAAUUGUCUUUGGAAGGAUUUACUUUUUAUGGAAUAUACUGUAGUAAUUUACUUAAAUAAUAGAAAUAGUUCUCAUUUUACAGUAAUCAAAAUCACAUCCCAGUGUCAUUGUAGAUGUUUGUGAGAUUGUUUGGAGAAAGUUUUUUUUAGUGAGAUUAAUAAAUUCUAGUAUAUAAAGAAAUGUACUAUGGAUAUAGAUUCAACUUUUCUACCACUAUAACUUUUUAGUUUAAUUUAUAUUCUAGUAUUUUUCCUAACUUGGAGCAAUAACAUCUUUAACAUUCUUCAAUCCAUUUCUUAUUUUCACUUCAAUUUCUGAGUCCCUUUGUAGCCCAUGGCUUGCUAGCUUAUUUUUUCACUCCAAGUACAAUAAAGAUAGCUCACUGAAGUAAGGGAAUUAAAAUUAAAUGAAAAACAACAAAAUUUUUAAGAACCACAGUAAAUACUUGGAAUAUACUUAAAACAAAGUAUGUGCCAUGAUAAUCUGAACAUUUACUAAUUGAAAAUAAUUUCAACUCUGAACUUUUAUUUGAAGAGAAGGAAUAUUCAUGUGAGUCUAGAAGUCUCUGGAUACUAAACUGGGCAAAUGCUUCUCCCAUGGGGCUUCCAAAUGAAGGGAAUAUAAUAAGGUCAUCCAUGUGGGUGUUCUACAGACAAAUGACCAAUUUCAUGGAAUGUAUUAAACUGUAGUCCAGUGGAAGCAAAUCUGAAGUAUGAUCCUAAUUAGUCUUACCAUAAAAACCAAGAGUCAAUUAUUGGGGUAAUAACCUGAAAGAUCAAAGAAGCAGAGCAGCUUCUGGAGACUUCUUACCUCUACGAAUCCUCAGACGGAAAGGGGGGCCAAGAUUGUGUCUCCACCCACCUUAUAUUCCUGUCUUUCACCUCCUGAUUGUGCUGGGAUUAAAGGUGUAAGCCUCCCAAAUGCUGGGAUCAAACAUGUGAGUCUUCCAAGUGCUGGGAUUAAAGGCUUGUGCCACCACCACCUAGCCUCUAUGGUUAACUAAUGACUAGCUCCACCCCCUGAUCUCCAGGCAAGCUUUAUUUGUCAGAAUACAAACAAAAUAUACAACAAAAAUCUUUUAAACCUAGAGAGCAUAGAACCCCAGUAAAUAGCUCUUUGAAGGAUUGACUCAAUCCAAGAAGGAGAAAAAAACAUAGGAGUUGGUUAUGGAUUUUUGGACAUUGUUAAAGCAGUCCUCCACAAAUGAUUUAUUUUAUCUUGGCAAGUCAGACAUGUGCUAUAUGUCAGACUUUUAGUUGGAUCUACUUGAAGUUAAAUCCUUGGUUCAUGAAAGCCAAGGCUCACUGGAUGUACCUUUGAUUGAAAGACUGUUGGCACAUGCCUUUAAUCCCAGCACUUGGGAGGCAGAACCAGGCGGAUCUCUGUGAGUUCAAGGCCAGCCUGGGCUACCAAGUGAGUUCCAGGAAAGGCACAAAGCUACACAGGGAAACCCUGUCUCGAAAAGCCAAAAAAAAAAAAAAAGUGCAAAAUGUAUGCUAGGUAACAAAUCUUUCAGUUGGGAGGCAGUUUAUAAGGGUUGAGCCCCUCACACACAGGACUAAUUCCCUUGGAGAAGUAUUCAGUUUUUAAAAGAUUCUUUUAAAGUAUGAGUUAUUUUUUCUUAGUUUUUGUGCAGCAAACCCAAGAUAAACCAUUUAGUAAAUACCCAGAGUAGGGCCUUUAAAGUACCAGUUGAUAAAAAUUUGGUUCUAUCUUCUCAGAACUCUUUUCUAGCCUCACCCUACCCCCACACCCUUCUAUAUGCAGUUGGUAAUUUUAGGGAAAAGAUUUGUCUCUGGGUUUAGAUCUGUGAUAAGGAACUCUACUGCCUGUGAUUAUCAUUAAAUAAAUAGACUGCUCUAUCUUCA
Molecule: messenger RNA, 2996 nt
Organism: Peromyscus californicus insignis
Lineage: Eukaryota; Metazoa; Chordata; Mammalia; Rodentia; Cricetidae
Gene: Mrpl32
Product: mitochondrial ribosomal protein L32
Exons: 3
Coding region: 67-627 (186 amino acids)
Biological process (GO): translation
Cellular component (GO): mitochondrial large ribosomal subunit
Molecular function (GO): structural constituent of ribosome
Source: RefSeq, a predicted model, not a curated record